AUGUCCACUCUCCUGGACAUCCUGGAGGAAUGGGACGGUGGGUGCUUCUACAGCACAGAGCUACUCGCCGAGGCCUACUCCGUAGCCUUGUUGGCCUUGUUCGAAGCCACGCCGGAGAAAAGGGCUGACCCUCGCGUCAUCCCCUUCCUGGAGGCUGGCUAUGCAGCCGACUGCAUUGAGCAGGACGGCCUCGACACUCAGGCCGAGUUGUGUCUGAAACAUUAUCCGCCUCCAAUGAAUGGAACGGAAAACCGUUUGGAACGAACCAAGCGCAUCACUGCACUGUUACGCGCGGAUGGCUACACAGUUAUUGAGAAAUGGGAAUGUGAAUUUCAGUCUGAUCUCGUCAACAAUCCUGAGGUCAAAGCCUACUUUGAGCGGCACCCUACGACCCGAAGCACCCCCCUUCGACUCAGAGACGCUCUAUCAGGUGGGCGCACGAGUGCACUCCGUUGGUAUCACAAGGCUGACCUUGACAAGGGGGAGAAAAUUAAGCUCUACGAUGUUUCCAGCGAAUAUCCAAACGCCAAUCUUAGAUCUAUUUACUGUCUUGGACACCCCACCAUUUAUCUGGAAGGUGACCCUAAUGUACCCCCUCUUGAUCAAUGGAAUGAGGUUGCGAAAAUAACCAUACUGCCUCCGCGUGACCUCUAUCUUCCUGUCCUUGGCUACAAAGCCAAAGGAAGACUCAUGUUUCCUCUAUGCCGCAGUUGCGUAGAGGAGGACAGUCAAGAGCUUUGUCGUCAUGAAGAACCAGACGAUCGCAAACUUACUGGCACAUGGUGUUCCCCAGAAAUUAAAAUGGCUGUGCAGAAAGGAUAUAAAAUAAUUUCUCUGCAUGAACUUUACAAUUACUCUGAAACCAUGCAAUAUGAUCCAGCAACGGGUAAGGAUGGUCUUCUUUCAGCCUAUGUACGCUGCUUUAUGGGGCUGAAAAUACAGGCAAGCGGUUGGCCGCCGCAUUGUGACUCAGAGGAAAAGAAAAAACAAUACAUAGAAGAUGUCCGGAAUCAUGACGGUAUCUCCGUUGACGCAUCAAAGGUUGAGAAAAAUCCUGCUCUUCGUACUCUCUCUAAACUCAUUCUAAACAGUUUUUGGGGAAAAUUCGGGGAGAAGACUUUGAGAACAAAAACAGUUCUUAUUUACAACUAUGAGGAACUCAUGGGUCUUGUUUCUGACCCAACAAAGACUGUUCAAAGUCUCAUUCCUCUCAGUGAGGAUUGUCUUCAGGUUGCUUGGAAACCUGUUGAAGACGGCGAGGAAUCGCUACCUACUUCAUGCCUCCUUCAUGCUGCUUACACUACCUGUCAUGGGCGGUUACAAUUAUAUCAGUACCUUGACAUUGUUCAGGAAAGAGCCCUUUAUUUUGACACUGACAGUAUCUGCUUUAUAAGCAGAGAAAAUGAACCAGAACCCCCACUAGGAAAUCAUCUCGGUGACCUUACUGAUCAAAUCGAAGAGGAGUAUGGAAAAGGAUCAUUUAUUACAGAAUUUGUGGCGGGUGGACCAAAGAACUACAGCUACAAAGUAGCUGUCGGUGGAGACACAAAAAAUAUCAAAAGCGAUCGAAUAUUAACAUACCCAUUCCAAGACAGAUUGCCCGACUUCCCACUUGAAGUGGUGACACGACCUGCUAGGAAACUCUGGCAGGCCAAAAAUGUCAAACGCCGACGAGUCGAUGUGGCACGCACCGUACCACACGGGUUCAACGCCUACGGGGAUGAAGACGAGGAAGACCAGGAUCUCCUUGAAGCCCUGGACUUACUCAUGGAGUGA
Molecule: messenger RNA, 1776 nt
Organism: Thrips palmi
Lineage: Eukaryota; Metazoa; Arthropoda; Insecta; Thysanoptera; Thripidae
Exons: 3
Coding region: 1-1776 (591 amino acids)
Biological process (GO): DNA replication
Molecular function (GO): DNA-directed DNA polymerase activity; nucleotide binding; DNA binding
Source: RefSeq, a predicted model, not a curated record